GCAGCCCGGAGUUAUCAACCAUUUGAAUAAACGCUGGAUUCAAGUGCUGAGUGGUGGUUAACGGUCUGGCGAUAGUAGCAAAACAAGAUAAGAACUUCGCUAGGCAUAUCGCCUUCUCUCUUCAAUGAAAUAUUGAUUUUACUCGUCGGACAUCAACAUGAAUCAGAAAACAUAACUUUUACAGAGUUUCUCAUCAGGACGCAGCGCAUUGCUCUUUUCCAAACGGAUAUUCUACAACGGUGUGAUGAAGCACUGAGAUUUUACACCAUAAGUACUUUGUACCAACAUGUCUAAACCAAUGGAUCACGUAAAACGACCGAUGAAUGCCUUCAUGGUUUGGUCCAGAGCGCAGAGAAGAAAAAUGGCUCAGGAGAACCCAAAAAUGCACAACUCCGAAAUCAGCAAAAGAUUGGGAGCGGAGUGGAAACUUCUCACUGAGUCGGAGAAAAGGCCAUUCAUUGACGAAGCUAAACGACUGAGAGCCAUGCACAUGAAGGAACACCCUGACUAUAAAUACAGACCUAGGCGAAAGCCAAAGACUCUGAUGAAAAAAGACAAGUUUGCCUUCCCAGUGCCCUACAAUCUUGGGGAGCACGACGCGCUUAAAGUUAGCGGUUUAUCUCAUGGAGCACUUUCCGAACACCUAUUAGGGAACCCGGACAAGGCGGCAGCGGCGGCCGCAGCAGCGAGAGUCUUUUUCAACCCGUCCAUGUCCACGAACCCCUAUUCAUUUUUUGAGCUCGGAUCGAAGAUGUCAGAGCUAUCCUCGCCCUCGUUUCCUUACCCAUCUCUGGGCUACCCUGGUGGCACGGCUUUCUCUGGAACUGGCGGUAUCGGUGGAACUCACACCCACACUCACUCUCAUCCAGCCCCGGGUAACCCAGGCUACAUGAUCCCCUGUAACUGUACGGGCUGGCCCUCUGCGGGUCUCCAGCCACCGUUAGCCUACAUCCUACUCCCCGGGAUGGGCAAACCUCAACUUGACUACCCUGCAUAUGCAGCGGCAUUAUGAUAGCCUAUUGGACUUAGGAGAAGUUUAAAUGUGAAAAAAAUAUUCAUGCAGAGUUUAUUAUGCAUGCACAAACUUGUACAUGUGAUAAAGUGCUCGUCGUCUCAGAUAUCACAUGUGUAUGUAUAUUGAUUAAUGCCUUUAUCUAAGGUAGGGCCUAAUGCUUAUUUAGAGAACUCUCGAAACUAAUAUUCAUCUGUCAAAUCCCAGAGGGACAGAACCAAAGGAUGGCAGGAAUACAGAGAGCAAAGGGCCCUUGUCAAUGUGAAUACUCAUUUGAAAGGCACCAUGUCUGUUGCUAAAGCACCUGCUUCACUGGCUUGUUAUCCAGUAGGCAGUUUACGACAUCACACAACAAAUCAGAUAUAAACAGGAACUGGUCAUACUUAUCUUCAUAUAUUUUAUCUGAUAAUUAAAUAUGGUUUAAGAAAUAUAAAUCACUUGCUUUUAUGUGAUUUAUAUAACAUAACAUAAACAUAUGCCAUUUAGCAGACGCUUUUAUCCAAAGCGACUUACAGUCAUGCGUGCAUACAUUCUACGUAUGGGUGGUCCCGGGAAUCGAACCCACUACCCUGGCGUUACAAGCGCCAUGCUCUACCAACUGAGCUACAGAAGGACCACUAUGGUUGGUCAAGAAGGAUUGUUAAUUUCUUGUGCUUCUGGCUACGCUCGUGUUGCUUUAUUGUUUCAAUCAGAACGACAUAAGCCUGUAAAUGUGUACAGAUAGCCUAAAUGAUGGUCAUAUUUAAUUUGCCAUUUGGCUAGUAUUUGAGAUGGGGUCUGGAACUGACUGGGUGGUUUGGCUCAAAAUCCAGUUGAUAUUUUAAGUUUUCAAACACUGUUUUAUAUAUGUCUGUAAUAUUUAUUGUUUAGUGGGAAUCAUUAUGCUGACCCGGUUGAUUGAACAGUGAACAUACCUUGUCCUGUAACAUUUGCACAGGAAAUAUUAAGUGCUUAUGGGAUGUCAUUUAUUUAAAAGAAUCACACUGCCAAGUAUGACGAGCCUAAAAGUUGGUUUUUAAUUCGACAACGAUCGGUAUCCUUUCUUUCAACAUUGGCAAUUCACCAAAUUGUCAUUUAUUAUUUUUGGUUUCUUGAGACCUUCGCAUUUAUGUGCGUACGGUGCAGCACUCGUUUUUACUAACUCUUAAUUAAUUCAGUUGUAUGUUUUGUGUUUUAUUUAAACACCACUUACAUGUACUUUAAACUCGUAAAUGCUAUUAUGUUCAUUUGUUGAACAAAGGGUUAUAAUAAAGCUAUUGCGGACAAACAGAAAGAA
Oncorhynchus keta (chum salmon) is the source of this 2288-nucleotide messenger RNA. Its product is annotated as transcription factor Sox-21-B-like. The record is from RefSeq and is a predicted model, not a curated record. Lineage: Eukaryota; Metazoa; Chordata; Actinopteri; Salmoniformes; Salmonidae. Bases 287 to 1012 code for a protein of 241 amino acids. Gene Ontology annotation, molecular function: RNA polymerase II cis-regulatory region sequence-specific DNA binding; DNA-binding transcription factor activity, RNA polymerase II-specific. The transcript has 2 exons. Gene Ontology annotation, biological process: cell differentiation; regulation of DNA-templated transcription; anatomical structure morphogenesis.